Nylanderia fulva is the source of this 3821-nucleotide messenger RNA. RefSeq names its product dual specificity protein kinase monopolar spindle 1 (gene Mps1). The record is from RefSeq and is a predicted model, not a curated record. Lineage: Eukaryota; Metazoa; Arthropoda; Insecta; Hymenoptera; Formicidae. Gene Ontology annotation, cellular component: kinetochore; nucleus. Gene Ontology annotation, molecular function: protein serine/threonine kinase activity; ATP binding; protein serine/threonine/tyrosine kinase activity. Gene Ontology annotation, biological process: meiotic spindle assembly checkpoint signaling; mitotic spindle assembly checkpoint signaling; chromosome segregation.
AAUUACAUUCGUUCUGCGUUGCGCUAUCCGCUUCAUGAAAUUGCUCCGACCAAUGAGCGUGAUCUUUGCAAAUUCAAAUGCCAUGAUGUAAGAUGAAAACCGGUAGAGCUAGCUGAAGUUUUCAUGUCAAGUUAUGUUUAUAAGUUUUGAAAGUAAUGUGAUACAUCUAUGCAUAGAUAUACGGAGUGUUAUGUCAUAUAAGGACAAGUAACUGUUGUACACAAAUAUAAAUUUUUAAUCUUCGCGUAAGGGUCUCGUAAUAUAUGCGUGCAUAGCAUACAUUCUAUUGACGAUUCUUCUUGUCAAACCGAUCUGCAGCCUACAGCCAGGCUGUUUAAUUUGACAGAUCAGUAAUAUUUGUUCUCUGAAAACUGUCGAUAAUGUCAAAUCUUAUGGCAAACAAUAAUCACAGUUUUGGUAGCACAAACGCUGACAAAGUGCCAUCACAGAAUACUACAUUACCAAAAUCUCAGCCAGUACGCCUCUUGCAUUUGUGUGAGAGCGACGAUGAUGAUGAUGAUGACGAAAGCGAAGAGAAACCCCAUGAAUCUGAAGAUUUAUCAGAUUUGGAUGAGUCAGGUAAUUCUGCUGAGGAUGUACUGCCGGAUUCGUGUAUACAUGAAGCAGCAGACAUUAAUUCUAUGAUUGGCUCAACUCUAGACAAACCCUUGAAAACUAUAUUAUCAAAAGAUAUUAGUGCAUCUGUGACUGAUAUUUCACCUGUACAAGAAAUAAGCUGUGCUAACAGUAACACAAAAUGCAAAAAUGAUGUAAAUUCUGAAAGUCAUCUACUAGGUGAUAAUUCAAAUAAAUUAAGAACAUAUGACUCGAAACAGGAGGAAAAAUCACAGGAUUCUCAUAACUGUACGUUAACUUCCUCAAGGAGCCAAUCUAGCAUUACUCAGAACUUGUCAACAGAACUGAGUUUACUUCUUCCACCAUCUUACAAAGAAAAUCCCCAUUACAGUGCAAAAUCUGAUAAAAGUAAGAAUCUGCAAUUGAUAAUGAAUAGUGCUCAGUCGCAUCACGAAAAUGUUUACAUAUCUGAUAUGUCGAAUAAGAAAAAGGAGGAACACUCUUAUAACACAUUGAUUGAUAAUAAACUGCUGCACAGGAAUAACGAGCAUUUGAAUUUAAGUAAGGAGGACCAGCGGUACAAAAAAAUGCUAUAUGAUUUUAACAACCAACAUGCGAAUAAGAAUUGUGACAAAGAGCUUCGCAAGAUCCCAAUUGUUGUAUCAGAAUCUGCUGACUGUAUACCUCAAAACUUGUCUGGGAACUUGUUAAAUCCUGUAAUAUAUAACAACUUGCAAUACAGCAUAUCCAAGCACGAAGCGAACGAAAAGUGUACACCGGCGAAAAACCCUGCACUGUGCACACAUGUGAAAUCAAGUACACCAUCGUUGAAUGAAAUUCAGGGAACAUCGUUACCUACUCCGAUUAAUCGUUUGGUUUUGGAGACUCCAUUGAAACAUUCGCAAGUCGGUUCAAUGCAUCCGAAUCCAUGCGCAUCUCAUAAACAGCUAUUUCGAACUCCGCAGAAUAAAUUGUCCGACAAUUCAAGCAAAAAUUGCAUUCAGACGCCUUCCACGAUAUUGUCCAGUUGGUGCUACAAUAAUACAAGACAUACACCAUUGGAGGGAAAGAAUCUCGUUGCAAAAGAUCACAUGCAAAUAUCUAGAAAUACGAUCUGUACGCCUGUCGUAGAGAAUUCGGACUUGGCGAGAUUGAAUGUCACGAACGUGAGACGACCUUUAGUGGACGCUACAUUAACAUAUGGCGAUUCUUCUACAGCUCAUCCUUUGGAGUCGAAACCCGUUGCGUUACGUGAAACCAAGACUGUUGCGUUACCACAGGAAGACAGAAGCAAGAGGCCGAUUGUUGUACCUGAUGCAAAAUUGGUAAUGCGGACAGAACUGAAUUACCAUAAAGAUCCGAAAUUUGUGAAGUUUACCGAGGAAACAAAGGAGAACAAACAGUUGACCAAUAUGCCCGACAUGUUGCUAGCAAGUAACACAAAAAUUGUGCCGAGUAAAAACGAAAUCAAACGAAAUGUGAUAAUCGGAUCUGAUACGAGCCUAAAAAAGGAUUCCUUGCAAAUCCUGAAAAAAUAUAGCGAAGAAGAUUACGGAAUCGUUUCGGAAUGCAAAAACUCGCACGAGUGUUAUUCGGCUUCCGAAAAGAAACGCGAAGAAGAACAACAACAGAUCGUAAAUAGAAUGGCGAGCAUGCAGUUUACUGUACCGUUGAGCAUUCCACCCCAACGACAAAGCAAAACGUUACAUGUGAAGAAUAGAGAAUAUCUGAUUCUGGGCUCUCUUGGUCGUGGAAUGAGCGGCGAGGUUCUGCGAGUGCAGGAUGUAUCCUUCGGCGAGUUACGCGCAAUCAAAUGCGUGAACUUGAGCAAGAUGGACAAAGAGUCGGCCCAAGGCUGCUUGGACGAGAUAUCUAUGUUGCAAAAAUUACAGGCGCCCUGCGUCGUUCGAAUGUUCGAUUAUGAAAUCAGAGACUCUAUGGUUUAUGUCGUGAUGGAAAUGGGUGACACCGAUCUCAGUAAACUUCUCAAGUCCAUGUCCCAGGAAAAGCAAAUUUCUCUCACAAUGAUUCUGUAUUAUUGGACCGAAAUGCUUACUGCUGUAAAACACAUACAUGAUAAUGGAGUCAUACAUUCGGAUUUAAAGCCGGGGAAUUUUUUACUUGUACGAGGCCGGCUCAAAUUGAUAGACUUCGGCAUCGCCUCCAGUUUAAAUUCAGACAUGACAUCUGUUUUGAAAAGUAAUACAAUUGGAACAUUGAAUUAUAUUAGUCCAGAGGCCCUGAUGGACAUCGGCGGUAACGCGGAUUCGCCUACACACAAUGUUAAAUAUAAGAUCAGUUUCAAGUCGGAUGUAUGGUCGUUGGGGUGCAUCCUGUACAGCCUAGUGUAUGGUCACACACCUUUCCAACACAUACGUUCCCAAUGGGCAAAGGUAAACGCCAUAACUAAUCCGAAACCAAAUAUCUCGUUCCCGGCCACGACGUUCUCUUCUUCGACGAGCGACAAAAGUCUUCAAGAUUACGAGCGCACGCCGCCCGUUUUGAUCGACGUGAUGCGCAAGUGUCUUCAGCACGACCCGAAAGCGAGACCAACAGCGUCGCAAUUGUUGCAGGUGCAAUAUGUGCCCACUACGCAAAAUAUCACGUCGAACAUGAUGCCUGCCGACAUUCCAGCAAACGUCCUCGUGAAAAUAAAACAAGCUUUGAACGAAGAAGAGUGGAGACAAUUGGUCCAGGUAUUAGACACAAAGCGACAUUAUACUUGAUAUUAUUAAAAUAAUAACUUAUCAAUUUACUGAUGUACAUAUGUAUGUAUGUGUAUAUAGUAAAAAUAUUUUAGCAAAUCGAAUGACAAUUGUUUCUUCUAAUUUGGAAUAUAAAGGGAAGUUGGAGGGAGAGGGGGAUUCACCAGCAUAUAUGUAUAUAGAAAGCGAGGGGGAGGGAAGAGAAAUGUAACAGAAAGAAUAUAUAGAUUAUAAAUAAAAUUGAAUCCAAAUAUUACAUUUGUCUAUGCAUCAUGAAUAUGAAAUUUUAUAUAAAAUAUCGAAAACAUAUUGUGAACAAGUUUUGAUUUCUUUUUUGUUAAAUUAAAAAUAUUCUUUCAUUUCAUACUUUGCACACACAUACAAAUUAGUAUUUGCUACUUGCGAAGACUCAAUGUAAUUAAUAGUUUCAUAUUCGUAAAUUUUGUAAAUUCUGCAAAUUAUGAAAUACGGAUUGAACCAUUUACGGUUUCAUUAUGUUACUUUAUUGCUUUCGCAAUAUAGAAGGAACGAUAAAUUCAA